AGCUUUUGAGUGCUCGAGUCGUCACGCCUGUCCUCACAAUGCCGGCGACCAGCGAUGAGGCACUCGAGCGCAAGCGUAAAGCCACCCUCCAGCGCAAGCGGAACGCAGCAGCCAAGCGGAUGCUGCGAAAGCCCUGGGUAGCUGCGGCUUUUCGAGCCGCGGCCAAAGCCCAGGCGGCCAAACUCCACGCCGACGCUGCCAAGCUGAAGCGCGAGAACUCCGAGCUCAAGCGCGCGAACACCGAACUCACCAAGGACCGUGCCCACGCCACCAAGAAGCUCAAGCGCGAGAACUCCGAGCUCAAGCGCGCGAACACCGAGCUCACCAAGGACCUCACCUUGCAGGCGCGCCGGCAUGAGGGAGCGCUCCAGAACCUCGGCCGGGACUUGGACGCCACGGAGCAGGCCGGCUGGCGCGGGCAGGACCGCGAGAAGAACCUGAAGGCGCAGCUCCGGCACGCUAACUCGGAGCUAAACCAGCACCGCCUGAAGGACAAGCGCUUGAAGCGCUGGGGCACGCAGAGGGACUUGAGCCGCUUCGCUUACCUGACCGGCGACCCACCAACCAAGGGUGGCAAGUCGCUCCGGCACAACUGCAUGGGCAGCCAGUGAGGGAACGCCAGCAGGCCACUACUUCGGCCCUCUGUGGGGCAUUUUCGCGGCCGCCUUUGCUUCCCCGCUCCGAGGGGGACUUUUCGCGGCCGCCUCCUCCUCACAGGCUGACGCCGCCUUCCGCGGGCCCCGGGGGCGCGGCUCCCAGACGGACAAGCGACAGGGGCACUGGCGUC
Molecule: messenger RNA, 787 nt
Organism: Prorocentrum cordatum
Lineage: Eukaryota; Dinophyceae; Prorocentrales; Prorocentraceae
Source: the annotation of a GenBank genome assembly